Messenger RNA from Botrytis deweyae, 444 nucleotides. RefSeq lists its product as uncharacterized. Lineage: Eukaryota; Fungi; Ascomycota; Leotiomycetes; Helotiales; Sclerotiniaceae. The record is from RefSeq and is a predicted model, not a curated record. The coding region runs from base 1 to 444 and encodes 147 amino acids. The transcript has a single exon.
AUGCAUUUCCUCGCGACUACACUUCUUACCGUCUCCCUCCUCGCCUCUCUCGUAGCAAGCGGACCCGUCAAUCAACUUGAUCCACGAGCUAAAGCUGUCAACUGCACGGCUCCAGUGAAUUGCUGGAGCUUAUACAUGCGCUGGGAUAUGGAUCCUAAAGCCGAAAAUUUCGCGAAGACCCUUAUGAGGCAACCCAAGGAUCUCGAGAUUGUCGACAAAGACUGCAAUAUUGUUAAAACUUCUAUGAAACAACCCGACCCCAACGGAGCAAUCACUGUUAAAAUGGAGGGAAAAAAUCCUAGUGAUUUGAUCAUUACUGGGAGUGAUAAACGUUUUAGACCCGUAUUCACGUAUAAUAAUGGAGAAUAUGGUAGGGAGCAUUGCGGAUGGAAAACUGGACCUGAUUGGUCUUCAUACAAUUGUUUAUUUCUCUUUGACGACUGA